AUGCCUUCAAAUAGCUUAUAUGCUCUCUUGUCAAGCCAAUUCGACGCUACUAGAAUUGAAACAGUCUUGGAUCCUAUGGGAUAUUCAAUUAAGCGUCGUAAUGUCCCCGUAUGUCUUACAGUAGCUGGCUCCGAUUGCAGUGGAGGUGCAGGAAUCCAAGCGGAUUUAAAAACUAUGACUAGUUUGGGCGUCUACGGAAUGAGUGCAAUUUCUUGCGUAGUUGCAGAAAACGCUGGUGGGGUUGAUAAAAUUGAAAAUAUGUCUCCUUCAUUCGUCGAGUCCCAAAUGGAUUGCUGUCUUCGAGAUGUUCCUUGCAAGGUCAUUAAAACUGGAAUGCUCGGAAAUGUAGAGAUUGUCAAGGCCGUUGUGAAGUCUAUUUUGAAAUACAAAAUCAAGGACCUUGUUGUUGACCCUGUAAUGAUUGCCACAUCUGGUGAUUCUCUUUCAAAUGGAAACAUAGUAGAUACGAUUGUUAAGGACCUUUUUCCUGUUACUACGCUUAUUACGCCGAAUAUACCCGAAGCUCUGGCUUUUGCCAGAAGCGUAAACGUUGAUGUUCCUGAAGUCAAUUCUAUUUCUUCAAUGGAACAGCUUGCUUCUAUUAUUUGUAAGUUUGGGCCACGUUAUGUUCUUGUGAAAGGUGGACAUAUGCCAGUCAAUCAACUUGGGUUAAAGGCGUUAAAAGAAGAACAAGGCGAGUCUGAUCUUCAGGUCGUUGAUGUUUUAUACGAUGGAAAAAACUUUUUUCACUUUACUUCCACAUAUCUGAAGCAAGGGGAAGUCCAUGGUACGGGUUGUACGUUGUCCUCGGCAAUUGCUUCUUUCCUUGCUUGGGAUCACAGCAUGGUCAACUCUGUUCAGUUUGCUAUUGAUUAUGUGCAUGGUGCCAUCUCCCAAAGCCCUCCUAUAAACAUUUGUGACACUAAUCUGCUGAACCACAUGAGCCGCCUACGAAUCGCUCCUUUUGCACCUGGUAACUUGCCUCUUCGCGCUUUUCAAGAGUACCUUAAGCAAGACUACCUAUAUUUAGUUCAAUUCUGUCGUGCUUACUCUUUAAAAGGUUACAAAGAAUCAACAUUUUCUGGUAUUUUUGAAGCAGCCCAAUCUGUAUUUCACGUCCUUAAUGAAAAAGAGUUCCACAUUUCCUUUUGCAGGUCAUAUGGCAUUUCCUUGGACGAUUUGAAAAGUUCCGAAGAAACUCCUGCGUGUACUGCGUAUUCUCGGUUUGUGCUAGAUACUGGUUCUCAGCAAGAUUUGGCUGCUUUGGAGUUUGCGCAGGCUCCUUGCUUAAUUGGCUAUCAUUUAGUUGCUCGUCGUCUAAUGAAGGAACCAUUCAGAAAUGUUAGUGGCCCCUACCAACGUUGGAUUGACAAUUAUUACUGCGAAGAUUAUAUUUCUGCAGUUUGCAGAGGAUGCCGUCAACUUGAGGAAAUCGUGCUUACUCUUUCACCAGAACGAAUUCAAGAAUUAAUCGAAGUUUUCAUUCGUGCUACAAAGUUCGAAAUCUUGUUUUGGGAAACUCCCUACCAAGAGUAUGUUGUAAAGCAAAACUUGGAAGACCCCAGCCUUUAG
Schizosaccharomyces cryophilus OY26 is the source of this 1572-nucleotide messenger RNA. RefSeq names its product TENA/THI family protein. The transcript is spliced from 2 exons. Bases 1 to 1572 code for a protein of 523 amino acids. Lineage: Eukaryota; Fungi; Ascomycota; Schizosaccharomycetes; Schizosaccharomycetales; Schizosaccharomycetaceae. Gene Ontology annotation, molecular function: hydroxymethylpyrimidine kinase activity; phosphomethylpyrimidine kinase activity. Gene Ontology annotation, biological process: thiamine biosynthetic process. The record is from RefSeq and is a predicted model, not a curated record. Gene Ontology annotation, cellular component: cytosol.